CCCUGGGCGAGUGCCUGGAUGGGUUCUCACCUUGCCCACCUCCAACUGCUCCCAGCACCGGGAAGGUCACACCGUUGUUACCCGCCCCGACACCACGGUGAGGGGCUCGUGCAGGGGAGGUGUCCACAUGGGUUGGGAAUGGCGCUGAUCCCACAGGAACACCGGCUGUGAAAAGCCACCGUCCCCUCUCCCGGUCACCUGUGAGUGACCCUGUGGUGCUGGGCCAUGGGUGGCGAGGUGAGCACCGGGUUAAUGUGUCACCGAGGCACCGGCCCCGCACCGGGCACCCACCGCGGUGCCAGGGCUCCACCGGGUGCUGGGUGCCGCUGUGCUGAGGGGCACCCGCUGCCCACCGGGAAAGCCCCGGGCCGGGAGGGGUGGGCAGCAGCGAGCACCCGUGCCCGGAUUUGCAUGGUGGUGAUUAAGGCAAUGAAGCAACCGGAGCUGUUGCCACAUCGGUGUGAAUCCCCGGGGCCGCUAUAAAUGCCCUGAUCAAUGAAUGCCGGGGCAGGAGCUGCACCGGCCGGGCCACGCUCACACGCAGGAGGAGACACCGAGCUGGGCACCAUGUGCGCUGUCACCCGGGUGCUGGCACUGCUGCUGUGGGCGCCGUGGCCGGCGCUGCUCGGGGCGCCGCUGGCCGAGCUCUCGGGGGACCAGGGGUUCCUCCUCUUCCUCAGCAACAACCUGGAAUUCACCCGCAAGAUCAAGGGGGACGUGGCCGCGCUGCAGCUCGCUGUGUGCGACACCUUCCAGCUGUGCAGGGAGGAAGAGCUGCUGCUGCUGCGGCAGGACCUGAGCAUCACACAGGCACCCAUGGAGCGCUGCCACGGCCGCGGCUUCCAGGCGGAAGCCUGCUUCAGCCAGAUCCGAGAGGGGCUCCGCACCUACCAAAGCUCCCUCGAUGCUGUCCUGGAGCUGCUGCCCGGGCAGGCUGCGCUGGUGGAGAGCCUGCAGCUGGAUGCUGCCAACCUGUCCUCCAACAUCCAGCAUCAGUUACAGAUGGAAGACCUGGACCUGGCCACAGUGACGUACCCCACGGAGACCCGGGGUCCCCUGCCCGCCUUCUCCUCCCGUUUCCACCACCAGGUCGGCACCUUCUUCAUCCUGGCCGAUUUCCAGCGGUUCCUGGAGGCCACGUACCGGGCGCUGCGGCACCUGGCGCACCUCUAACCCCGGUCCCGCACCGCUUCUCCCCGUUUAUUUAUGUCCCUUCCC
Molecule: messenger RNA, 1218 nt
Organism: Neopsephotus bourkii (Bourke's parrot)
Lineage: Eukaryota; Metazoa; Chordata; Aves; Psittaciformes; Psittacidae
Gene: CSF3
Product: colony stimulating factor 3
Exons: 5
Coding region: 496-1173 (225 amino acids)
Biological process (GO): immune response; positive regulation of myeloid cell differentiation; positive regulation of cell population proliferation
Cellular component (GO): extracellular region
Molecular function (GO): cytokine activity; growth factor activity
Source: RefSeq, a predicted model, not a curated record